AUGGCCGACGCGAGUGCAAAAGCAAUCGAGGCUUCGGUUUCUACCGAUAUUAUCGGUGACAAUAGCUCGCAAAAUUCUGAUAAGUUGCUUUCCGCCUUAGCUCAAAUGCAGACAAGUUUUCAAGAAGCUCUAUCAAAGCAAACGAACUCGCUACUCAAGUUUUUUGACGAGGAUAAAGGGCGAAAGUCUGCGAGAAAACGUUCCCAUACUAGUUCGGGUAACGAUCAAGAUGAGUCGGACGAUUCAGACUUUGUCUCUGAGGCUCCAAAGAGAGCAGAACAUCCCUCAAAGACAGGGAAAACUUCAUCUGGCAAAGACCAGGAAGAAAAUGAACACCAAAGGUGUCAAAGCCAAGAAACUGACCAUGAGGUCGUAGAAUUAUUUGAUUCCGGGGAAAACUCUCAACGAGGCCGCGAUGUCGACGACACGCUAAGUCUUUUUGGCGGGCCGGAAUUUAAUGAGGACGAACAGGACAAUGAAAAUCUCCUGUCCGAUAUUGCACAAAGUUUGGUUUCAUCAGAAGAUACAGGCCCGCCUAUUACCGAGAAACUUGCGAGCAUUGUAAACAAAAAUUUUUCCGACGAUGUUGAUUUAACAAAACUAAAAUCCAUCUUGAAUACACACAAGAAACCGGAAAACUGUACUGAACUUUUCGUUCCUAGAGUUAAUACAGAAAUCUGGCAUAAAAUGAAGCCCCAUCAAAGGAAGGCUGACAUUAAGUUUUCAAACCUUCAAGAUACCCUAAUCAAAGGCGUCUCAGCCUUGACGACAGCAUCAAAUGAUUUGCUUGUUUGCAGGGAAACAAAAACCCUGCCAAAUUAUAAAGAUCUUCUUUCAAUUACUUGA
Molecule: messenger RNA, 846 nt
Organism: Paramuricea clavata
Lineage: Eukaryota; Metazoa; Cnidaria; Anthozoa; Malacalcyonacea; Plexauridae
Source: the annotation of a GenBank genome assembly